Pseudoliparis swirei is the source of this 4362-nucleotide messenger RNA. RefSeq names its product zinc finger translocation associated (gene zfta). Bases 419 to 2317 code for a protein of 632 amino acids. Lineage: Eukaryota; Metazoa; Chordata; Actinopteri; Perciformes; Liparidae. Gene Ontology annotation, biological process: negative regulation of DNA-templated transcription. The record is from RefSeq and is a predicted model, not a curated record. The transcript has 5 exons.
GCUCUGCACCCCCUCCCCACCCGGGGUGGGUGUGCAUUGUCGACGCUGCUACUGUCUCUUUAAAUUUACCCAGGAGCCCCUUAAGGAGCCCCAGGGGCCCCUAGUCGGCUCCCCACCCCGAAGACAAGCAAGAGCCUUAAAAUACCUCACUGGAGGCCUGCGCCGCGGCGCCACUGCUCUGGCCGGACGGAGGACACGGCGCGGACCGCCGGCUCGACGGGAGAGACAUAUGAAAAGUUAACUUGGCUCCCGUGCGGGGCGCGCGCGCGUGGGGGACACACCGGAGAGCUCGGGCUCCUCGGCGAUGGGCUCGCGACAGAUGCGUGUCGAGCGGCGCGAGCAUGUCACAGGGCUGUGGUCGUGACAUGUCCCGGUGAGGAGAGCAGCACCACGACCCACGAGCAGCACCGCGGCCGGGAUGGAGGGCAGAGAACCGGGGGGGGGCAGCGAGGAGCGCGCCGAGCAGGCGGAGCUGCUCUCAUUGAGAAUAGGCGGAGAGGAGGAAGCGACGCGGGAGGAGAGUGACCUGGGAGACGAGGACGGCCUCGCCAAUGGCCACGCUGAGGGGGAGGAGUCAGAGCCCGCCACGUCUCCAGGCACCAGCUACUGGAACAUCACGGAGGGCCUGGACCAGCCGUUCCUCCUGUCCCCGGCCCCCGGGCCCUCCGCCCGGAAGCCCAGGGUCCAGAGGGCCUCGCGGCCGGGCCUGAGCCGGAUUCCGGGACGGGACCACCGGCGCUACUACCACGAGUACUGGCGCUGCGAGUACCUGAUGGACUUCGACCCCCGGCGGCACGGCAUGAUCUGCAUGGUGUGCGGCAGCUCGCUGGCCACGCUGAAGCUCAGCACCAUCAAGAGGCACAUCCGGCAGAAGCACCCCGACUCGCUGCUGUGGAGCGCCGCCGACAAGGAGGUCAUCCGCUCCGGCUGGGAGAGCCACCUGAGCCUGGGGGGCGUUCAGAGGUCGUACGGCUCCGCGGCGCCGGAGACAGAGGAGCGGCCGGACUCGGACCGCCGCGCUGCCGACGGGUCGGACUCUCGACCCGAACCCUCGGAGCCGGAACGACCCCCGAGCUCCGAGGAGGGCGACGCCCCCCAGCAGCCCCAGGAGGAGGAGGCGGAGCCGGCGGGGCCGUCGGCCCGGACCCUGGAGCGCUACCUGAACGACUCGCUGCACGCCUGGUUCCGCCAGGAGUUCCUGAUGGAGUACGAGGCGGCGGCCGGCCGGCUGCUGUGCAUGGUGUGCGGCGGCGAGCUGCCCUCGCUGCACCUGGACCACAUCAAGAGCCACGUGCUGGACACACACCCCACCUCGCUGGUCUACAGCGCCGUGGAGAAGCACUGCAUCCUGCAGGCCUGGGCGCAGGCUCACGAUCCGCCAGAACCCUCAAUCAAACCAGAGCCCGACACCAAAGAAGGCGGCCUGGACCUCUUCGCUCAGGAAGUGAAGGCCACGCCGGUCGACGCGGACUCGGACCCGGACGGCGACGGCCCGUUAACUCAGGACGCGGACUUCAUCGGGGAGAACGGAGGUGUCGGAGCGGCGCCCCGGGGAGCCCCGCCCCCCCGGCAGCCCAGGAAGAGGCGGCUGCACGAGGGCGACCCGUGGCGGCUGCGCCUCGACUACCUGGUGGCCCACGGGCCUCGGGGCCGCGGCGCCUUCUGCAUGGUGUGCUCUCAGGUGCUGCACGAGGUCAAGGUCAGCAGCUUCCGCCGCCACAUCCAGGAGUGUCACCCCGAGACCACCACCCUGAGCCGGCAGGAGAGGGAGGCCAUGGCCGCCGCCUGGACCAAAGAGUACUCCAGUGAAAGCCCGGGAGCUCAAGACGAAACCGACCCGGAGGCGGACAUCUUAAACACGGCGGCAGAGAUGAACGAGGACGCCUCCCCCGACUUGAGAGCCGUGAAGGAGGAGGAGGGCGUGAGCGGGAAAAGCAAAGCGAGGGACGACAGCGCCGCGCCCCCCCGCCACGGCCACUACCCCGGCAAGGACCAGCGGAGGAACUACCAGGUGCGCUGGCGGACGGAGUACCUGAUGGACUACGACUGCCGCCGGCACGGCCUCAUCUGCAUGGUGUGCGGCGCCACGCUGGCCACGCUGAAGGUCAGCACCAUCAAGAGGCACGUGCAGCAGGUGCACCCCCACUCGCUGGACUACGGGCCCGAGGAGAAGCAGCAGGCGCUGCUGAGCUACAACCAGGCCGCGCUGCACUUCAUCCACUCCGACGACUGCGUCUCCUCCCAGGACCACGGCCACACCGAGCCGGCCGCCGCCGCCGCCGCCGCCGCCACCACCUCCUCUCUGAAAGGGAUUUGAAGUAUUUGCCAAACAGGGUUUUAAUCUCACUCCUUUGCCCCUCCUGACUUCACAAAAUCUCUGCAGAGUGAAAUGUAAACAUGGUUGUCAUGAUGGCUGAACAUCUGAGUAUCGUUGGACCCCCCCCCCCCCCCCCCCCCGAGUCUGAGAGUAUUCAGGUAGCAACUGCCACAAAGGAAAGGUCACCACCGGAAAAAAAGUGAAAGUCAUUUGAAACCAUUGACCCAGGGUAGCCUUUGACCUCAGUAACCUUUGACCUCGGCAAACUUUGGCCUUGCCUCUGGCUGGGUGGCAUCAUGGCACUAAGGUCCAUCCAGCCCAUCAGUGAACACACUCUGGUCGGACCGGUCCCCGAUUCUGGAACAGGGCUUUAGAUUUGAAAAGUCUAAAGUGUUGGAUUUUUAUAUUCUACAACUCCAAAUUGGCAUAUUUGUAUGCAAUGUUUUGUAUUUAUCUCAGCCCCAUUAGGGGUCUAGGUGGGGUUCCAUUAGGGGUCUAGAUGGGGUCCCAUUAGGGGGUCCAGGUAGGGUCCCAUUAGAGGUCCUAGGAGGGGUCCAGGUGGGGUCCCAGAAUGGGUCCAGGUGGGACCCAUUAGGGGUCCUAGGAGGGGUCCAGGUGGGGUUCCAGGAGGAGAGUCCAGGUGGGGUCCCAGGAGAGGUCCCAUGAUGGGUCCUAGAAGGGGUCCAGGUCGGGUCCCAGAAUGAGUCCAGGUGGGUCCCAUUAGGGGUCCCAGCUGGGGUCCAGGACUUGCUUGAGUCUUACGCUCUCAGGAAGUUGGGGUCUCCGUUGAGGCAGAACUGCUAGGCUGAUGUGUGAAGACAUGAAGACAAGAAGACAUGAAGACAACACCUUGUCCCCAAUAGAAGAAGUCGAGCUUCCUGUCGGCCAAUCGGAUGAGACUGAGCUGUAAUGCUGAAGACAAUGAAGAGGGCGGUCCCCUCCCUCCUCUAUUACCUCCGUGUUUACAGUGAAGGAGGCGACGUCCUCGCCGUCGCCCGUUAUAAUGAGAUAUGUUAUCUCGUCAGUCCAUCAUCGACAUCACAGCUGAAACUGCACAACUAAAGAAUAGGUACAUUUAUGAAAGAAUAGAUAUUUUUCCUUUCUACGAGCACUUUUAUGCACCCGAGUUUCUACAAAGCGUGUUUGUAAUUAUGUCGUUUUUUCUACUUCAUUCAAGAUGUGGCCGACGUGGUUCUCAGGAGCUCGUCGGCUUUUGCUUUGAAGGGUUUGCUCCAGCUUCGCUUUUUUAUUAUUUUGUAUUCAACAUUACAACAUGUGUGCGACGAGGAGACGCUGGAGAGAAGCUUCCAGAAGAUUCUUCACCUGGAAAGUGUAACUCAGGGAUUCUGUUCCACGCGCUGCAGCCGUCGUCUUCAGCUCCUGGAGAUCCUGGACCCACGUCGGGUUGGAGGAGAACCAGUGAGGAGAACUCAUGAUUUCAGUGGAUUUUGGGGGAAAACUCAUUUCAGAAUAAAGUCUGAAUUUAAGAAAAAAAACACAAAUAAUUUGAGAAAAUAAAGUCGUAUUUUGAGAAGAAUAUUAUCGAAUUUUGUUUUAUAUAUUUGAGGAAUAGAGUUGGAAUAAAGCAACAAGUCAUAUUACGCAAAGAAAGUCUUAGUACUGAAAGUAUUAAAUGUUCGAUAUGAAGUCGCAAUAGAACAAAAGAAAGUCUGUAAUAACUUAACAAUAAAGUCAGAGAAUGAGGUCAUAGUUCAAAUUGUAAUUUUCCAAAAUCUGCAUUGAGGUCCCUCCGUUCCUGAGGGGAAGCUUUAGUCUGUAUUCCCUCAUCUCAUUGGUUCUUACCGGCUGAGAACACGCCCCCACAUCACUCCACAUGACCUCUGAGAUGGAUAGCACUUAAAUAUUUAAAAUGAAGUAAGUUCCAGUGAAAUGAAUGAGGGAGUGUGUGUGUGUGUGUGUGUGUGCUGGUGAGGAGAGGUCCUCUGGCCUCUCGUUGUUCCCUCACCUCGUCUGUUCACCUUUUCGUUUGUAUAUGGCCGACAUGUGACAUCGAUUCUCUCCUUCAAUAAACACUCGACACCGCC